Pelobates cultripes (western spadefoot toad) is the source of this 28852-nucleotide messenger RNA. The record is from the annotation of a GenBank genome assembly. Lineage: Eukaryota; Metazoa; Chordata; Amphibia; Anura; Pelobatidae.
AUGGAGGUAUGUUUCCAUAAAAGCUGUGUAAGUAUUGAGCUGCUGGGCCUGGGAGAUAUGUUGCAGAACGUUCUAUGUAUGAAAGAGUUUAGUAGAAACUGCAGGGACUACCCUACUUGAUCUGCCAAUGGCCAGCAACAGUUAAUUUGUAGCUCCUGAAUGAAUAUUGUGUUAGCUUGUUAUGCCUGUUUAAUUGGGAAUGUGUGUUACAUGCAGUAUGCCUGUAAGGGCAGUGCUAGCUGCAGGGUACAUGUUCUAUAAGCAGAUUAUGAAACGUGCAGCAAUUCAUGUAUGAAUGAGAAGUAUACAUAUAGCUUUAUUAAAGUUCCAUUUUUGCUGUGAUAAUUGUUACUAUGGAGUAUCCCUUGCUAACAGGUGAUUUACGUGUUUAGCCAUCAAUACAGCAGGUAAUAUUAGGGGGUGUGCACACAGAGAAAAAUACCAUCUAAACUUUACGUUAAAAUAAAUACUAACUUAAAAACAAGGUGCAAAAUAAUGUUUUUUGCACUAAUGACCAGGUGUAAAUGGAGAAAGUCAUGAUUUUUUUUAACCCAAACUCAUUUUCAUAUUCAGGGCAUUACUCACAGUUGUGUACAGUGUUUAAAGGGACACUAUAGCAACCAGAACAACUACAGCUUAAUGCAGUGUUUCUGGUGUGUAUAGUAGGUACCUGCAGGCAUUUUACAUAAGCACUGCCUACUGAGAAAAGACAGUGUUUACAUUAUUGCUUCGUAACACCUCUAGUGACAGUCACUCAGAUGGCUACUAGAGAUCCCUGAAUCAGCACUGAUGUUCAGGAUCUCCACGCUCUGCAUGGAGACGCUGAACUCUUCCCAGAGAUUCUAUAUAUCUCUGUGAGGGGAUGCUGUUUGGCACAGCAAUAUCCUUUUCCUAUGGGAAAGCAUUGGCCAUCAGCCAAGGAGAUGGAGCAGGGGUGAGGCUAGCCGCAAUGCAGCCAACACCGCAUGGGAAAAAGGUGAGUAAAGCACCUUUUUAAAGAGAGCCAAUGGGGGCCGAAAAUCUAAACUGUGUUUUUGUAGAUAUGGUGCCAGGAAUACAUAUUUGUAUUCUUGAAACUAUAGUGUUCCUUUAAGUGCUUCACAGAGCUACACAGCAAUAAAACUCAGUUAUGUGCAAAUUGUAUGAAUCUAUCACAAAGUUCCUAUGACUGAGAAUGGGGUAUGUGUGGGCUGUUGUAGGUUUGCCUAGAGCAGCGUUUCUCAACCUUUUACGAAGAAGUACCCCUGCCUUGAGAAAGUCGUUUCUAUUGAUUUAAAUUCCAAAUGAAACGUGUAGACACAGAGAACACUGGCAAACACACAUUUACACACAGCGGACACCAAAACAGCCACACACACACAUUUACACCCAGAGGACACUGACACACACAUGCACAUUUACACAGAGAACACUAACACAGACAUUAACACACAGAGAAUACUGACACACACACAUUUACGCAAAGAAAACUAACACACAAGUAUGUACACACAGAGGACACUGAAACACACUCACUGAUUUGACAUACACAUACACACUUACUGACACACAUUCACUGGCACAAACUCUCAUUGAUUUAAAACACACUGACAGACACACACACACAUAUUUACUGACUAAUACAUACACAUUCUUUCACAAACACUCACAAAUUAUUAUUAUUUUUUAUUAUUUGUAUUUAAGGCCACCCAGCCUCCCUAGCUUUGGGAGAGCUGGGAUGGAUCUUGUCCCUGGUGUCCAAUGUGGCUACUGCAAUCUUCGUACUCUUCCAGCACCAUUUAAAGUCGGAGUGACAUCAUAACCUGGCUCCUAGCAUCACUGCAGAACGCACAGGGGAGCAGUUCUGGAAGAUCAUGAAAAGUAUAGCACUCUGCCCGCUUCCACCUUCAUUCUCCCCCUGCCAGCCACUUCUUGGCAUUCCCCCUGCCUUUAGUGCAUGUACCCCCUGGUACACAGUACACAUACCACUGGUUGAGAUACUAGGGCCUAAUGUAUGUGGGGUUGGCUGAGUGUAAUGUUUGCGGGUUACAUGUGUAGCUGGUUGAAUGUGAUGUAUGAGGGCUGGCUGAAUGUGAUUGUGAGUGGUGGAUGAGAGUGCCGCACCGCUUCUGCCUGCCACCUGUACGCUAUGGCUUUGGUGGCUUUCUGGGAAAUCUGGACAGUUCAAAGGUACUUUAGGCAACAUAACCUCUACAGGGAGAAGACCCAUUCCAAUAUUUGUUUUGUUUCCUACACCAUAUCAUCCUACUUCCAGUUUAUCUACCUCUUCCGCCCACUAUUCCUAUCUUUCGUGGCAUUCCAUUCCUUUGGGCAUCUACUCAUUUGUCCUCAGAUGAUGUCUUAAUGUGUAUGUGAUAUUCACAAUAAAUGUAUUUCCACAUUUAGAUCCAAGUAGUGUAUGUGACACUACUCCUGUCAUCCUGCUUAUGGAUUGCAAAUAGCAAUAAAUAUGAAGAAGAUUUUGUAGAUCCAACUGACAUGGUGAAUUAUGACGCUGUUACAAAGACAAUGAGAAAGAAAACUGAGGUAAGACAUUAAAACAACUUGGAAUUCAUCUCAUUAAUUUUCUUUGUUUAUAAAUAGAUCCCAAUGGUUUUUGUUAUAUUGUACCUGUUAAAGGACCACUAUAGGUACCCAGACCACUUCAGCUUAAUGAAGUGGUCUGGGUGCCAGGUCCAGCUAGGGUUAACCAUUUUUUCUAUAAACAGCAGUUUCAGAGAAACUGCUAUGUUUAUGUUAGGGUUAAUCCAGCCUCUAGUGGCUGUCUCUUUUCCUUUGGGAAAGCAUUGGCCAUCCGCGUGCUUCUCACUGUGAUUUUCACAGUGAGAAGACACCAGCAUCCAUAGAAAAUCAUUGUAAAUGCUUUCCUAUGAGACUGGCUGAAUGCGCACGCGCUCUUGCCACGCAUGCGCAUUUAGCCGAAGAGGAGGAGAGGAGGCGGAGAGGAGGAGGAGAGCUCCCCGCCCGGGGCUGGAAAAAGAGGUAAGUUUAACCCCUUCCUCUCCAUCCAGCCCGGCGGGAGGGGGACCCUGAGGGUGGGGGCACCCUCAGGGCACUAUAGUGCCAGGAAAACAAGUAUGUUUUCCUGGCACUAUAAUGGUCCUUUAACAUUUUAGCCCAUUGCUAAAAAUUGUCAGACUAUCACUAUUUGCAUUAGUAGAUCUGCUGCUGUGAAGGCUUCAUUUGAGGUCAGGUGUGAAUUCCAUUUCCAAGUUAUCUGUCAUACUGAGCAAUUAAGUGAGUGAUUACAGCAUCGGCAGAUGGUGCUACCCAGCUGGACAUAACCUUGGUAUCUUGCCUAGAUCCCAAGCCAACAGUAACCAACAAACACUGUAACACAGAAAUGUAUUUAAAUUAGCAAUAAUUGCCAAACCUCACACUUCCAUCUUCUAACCUAGAUUACUAUUUUAUUUUAAGUCAACGGAGUCAAUCUUAAAGAAGCUUCUGCAGGACAUAUUGGAUGAGAUACAUCAGCUCGGUCCGGUAAGUGAACUAUUUAUUAAACAACCAAGUUGUUCUUAAACCUAUAAGACAUAACACCUAGACAGCCACUUCUUGUCUUAUUUGUGUGAAUGCUUUUUAGUAGAUUUUGAGAUUUGUUACGAGCUGCAAUUUGCCCAAAUUUGGGCUGAUCAGUUGAUCAUACGAAUUCCUGAAAUCUGAGCCAAAAUGUAGCCGAAUCAUAAACCAAACGAAUCACUAUGAAUUUUGAUUCAUGAUUUGGAAUUCCACUUGUGGCGCUGAAAAAAGAGAUUCUCAAUGGGACAAAAGAUAAUUGAUGGCCAGGGCCGGCCUUAGGCCUUUGGGCGCCCUGUGUGAAACAUCUUUGCAGCGCACCCCUCUCAUCCAUGUAUAGUGUGUGUAUAGAAGUGUAGUGAUUGUAUAGGGGAUUUAUUAAAAAUAAAUAUUCAUUACAUACACAUACAGAGUUACAGGCAGACAGUCACACACACACAUACACACACACAGUUACAGACAAACAAUUACAAACACACACAGGUACAGAUGGACAGUCACGUACGUACAGCCACAUAUACAGUAUCACACACAUACACCGUUACAUGCAGACAGUCACACACACACACACACACAGAGGAAGACAGUCUCACACACACAGGUAGUCAUGCACACACAGGAAGUCACACACACACACACACGCAGGCAGGCAGACAGUCACAUACACACACAGACACAGGCAAACCGUCACACACAGGCAGAAUCACACAUAGUUACCUCUAUUCAUUAUGGAGGUGGAAGUAGUGCAGUUCCUAGAUUCUAGUUGUUGGGGAAGCAGGGACUCCUUCCUGCUUCCCAUGCAGCAAUUACCUGGCACUUCUAGCCCCGCCCCAAUGUCAUUUAGCCCCACCCCCGCCGCAUUGUUUUUUGGGGGUUUUUUUUAUCCCGGGUGAAGAAUAAUGAUAUCCUCCACCCGUGUAGCCGGCAAUCUGUGAGCUGUGUCGGCCGCAGGGCGCCCCCUGCUCCAUAGCUCCUUAUUGUUUACUUUUUGUGAGGUGAUAUGUGAACCAAAUGAACGAAAAAUGCGCCAUCAGUAACUGCAAAAUAUAUUCAUAAUGUUUAUAUAUAUUAUACAUAUAUUUUGCAGUACAUUUUUUGGCCAGUGUCAUGCCCUUUUGGUUCAUCUGAUUCGUUUCACCCGAAUCUGUUUUUGUUAACGAAGAUCUGCAAAGCCAAACCACCAUAUGGAUGAAAUUAGGUUAUCCCAAAUGUUUAAAAAUUUUGGGGUGAAUUAGUAUGGCCUUUUUAGCAUAAAUCCAAUGUUAUAUUGAUGUAGCUAUAAGUUGUUAUAUAACAUGUACAAAAGGACACAUCUAAAAGAUGAUAAAGCCAGUAGCAUUACGCACCCACAGACCACAAACAAUUUACCAAAGUCCCAAGAAUUGACAACCCAAUUACAUAUUUUAAGCCAAAAUAACCAAGCCUUGGCAAAUUUUCAAGUUAUUUUGUUUAACAUGUAAAUUCAAUUGUCAGUUCUGUAAUUCCUCUAACCUUCUAACUCUGGAGCCAGAUUUUCCAUUAGGCAUAUCUAGGGUUCGUUGUUGAAUGUAGGGGCCUGGCAAAUUUGUGAAAGUCAUGCAUUGUAUCUGUGACAUUGUGCAGCUCCCUGGGCAUAAUUUAGCACUACACAUACACUCGGUAUCAGAAUUCCACCCAGAAUUAGCUGCAGUUCAAUGGGUGUAACCAGCAGCACUAAUCAUACUGGAAUAAAAAAAGAUGUGAUUGUCUGUUAGUGAAAGGCCCCUUCACUGCCUACAUACCAAAUCAGUGUAAUGCAUGCAGCCCAUUCCCUCAGAUGUGAAUCCUCAGCAAGCUCCAAAGUAAAUUCGGAAUUCCUUCCCUGUGCUCUUCUUCUCUCAAAGCUCUGUACAGGAAAUAAGGGUUUCUGAUGUUCUUAUCAGUGUGUGUGUGUGUGUGUGUGUGUGUGUGUGUGUGUGUUUCUUCUGCAUGUGUGUCUGUGUUUUUCUAUGUGUGUCUUUUUCUAUGUUUCUGUAUGUGUUUGUAUUUUCUUUGUUUGUCUAUGUGUCUGCAUUUUUUUGUGUUUCUUUAUAUCUCUGGUUUUCUUUGUUUCUAUACAUGUCUGUGUUUUUCUGUGUGUCUGUACACAUUAUUAUAUAUCAGAAAGUUACCUGUUUUUGGGCACCAGUUAAGGAACACUGCACGAAGAAGGGCUGGACCAUCUUCUUAUUUUACUUUUAUUACUAAUUUUGGUGAAACCGGAAUCUGGGUCAGUCUUGGAGAAAGUUCUGUUUGGAGCUUGUUUGCUUUUCUCUGUGUUUCUAUGAUUUAUAUACAUGUGUACAUAGUUUUGUGUUAUCAUAUGUAUUUUGUUUUUCUAUGUGUUUCUGUAUGUCUGUACUUUUCUAUGACUGUGAAAAUAGGGAUCCAGAUUGCUACCCUAUCUAUGGCACUCUCAUGAGUUACUCUGCCUGAUAAAGCUUCCAUUUUUCCAUUUUCUCCAAACUUUCCAACUAUUCCAGCAUAAAAUAAAUACAUUAUUCAAAGUGGUUCAUGGUUUUAGAAAGUGAUUGUUAAUUCCAGUGAUUAAAAAAAAAAAUGGUCUGAUGGUCUGAUUUCAUACAAGAUCAGUCUGGGCCCUAUGCUAUUCGCAGACAGCUAGAACACGUUCUGAGAUGUGUUUAUCUUUUCUACAAGCAUACAAUGCAGACGAGAGGAAUGUAAAUAUUUAAUUUACAGUAGCAGUGUAAAGGCAAUGAGAGCGAUUUUACAGAAUGUUGGAAUGAACGCUAAAUAAACAUUAUCAUCUAAACAAACAGAUUUGAGUUUGUUUAUUUGGUUGGAAAAUAAAUCCUUAAACGGUUAUACGUCACUUCUAAUAGGAGACCCUGAGCUGUGAAAGAAUGGGGAUAAGAUCUGGAUAUCACACACCUUUAUUGAAAGACAUUAAAAGGGGAGAAGACAACAGCUCAAUGUAAUUAUUGGUGAUAUAAAAAAUAAAAAGUCAAGAGUGAGUGAAGCCCAGCUGUAAGAUGUAAGAUGGGUGUUAGAUAUAAGAAAAAAAGUGGAGUACUUACUCACGAAUGCGUGGUGCAGACUGCACAGGGUGUAUAGCCCGAACCCACAGGCGGCUAACAGUUCAUAAAUCACGAAACAUCCCCAAUAAAAUAAUGGCUUGGCAUGGAGUCCAGAGUAAAAAGAAAGUAAACUCGCACGUUAAAGAUGGUUAUAAGAUUAGGCAAGAGAAGUAUCUGAGGUUACAGCUGUAUUCACCUGUAUUAUUUCCCACCACUAGUAGUUUACUGGCCCUCGGACUAAUGAGUAACAGGAAGGGAGACACCAAAAGAACCCCUAAUGUAAAAACCUUCCUAAUACAAACACUUGCCUGAUACACAAACACGCAAUUAUGGUCUACAGCAGGGGUAGGCAACCAUCACCACUCCAUCUCCCCAGAUGCAUUAUGGCUGUAAGAGCAUUAUGGGCAGGUUAGAUCCACCAUGUUUACAGGGACAAAUAUAAGGUUCUUAUAUUUUUUUAAAAAGCAUGAAAAGGGUUGCCCUGCAGUGUGUAUAAUGCAUAUUCUGCAUUAUUGCCUACACCAUGAUUGCUUAAUUGCAGGAUUCUUCAUUGCCUAAUUGCUUAAUCUCAUACACCUUCUUCUGAAUUCUGCAUACUACAAGGUACCCUUUUCAUGUGCUGCCCAUCAAUAUGUAUAUAUGAUAUGUGUCCCAGAAAACAUGGUUGGUCUGGUCACCCUGAUUAUAGGGGAUGUAGUUCACAGUAUCUGUUGUGCCAAAGGAUGCCUACCCCUAGACUCCGAGGCGUAACUAGAAACCACGGGGCCCCAGUGCGAAAAUUGCCUUGGGCCACCCCCCAUACAUCUACGUCCUACCCCACAUGUCCCCGAUGCAGACGAACAGAUAUACAAGCAGACACAUACACACAGAGACCCAUACAUACAGAUACAUGUAGAGACACACACACAUACACUCAAAUACACACACGUACACUCAUAGACACAUACAGACACACACUCAAAGACACACUCACUCACAGACACACAUACACUUACAGACACAUACACUUACAGAUACACACACACACACACAGACACGGCGAGAAAGCUGUGUUCUCUCUGCUCUGCUAACUCAUGGGCUGUCUACUGGUGCCGGGAGCCGGAAUAUGACAUCAUAUUCCGGCUCCCGGCAUCAGCAGUCGGCGCGGGAGGGAGCAGAGCAGAGAGAACACAGCUCCCUCACCGCUUCUGACAGGAACUCUGCCGCCCGCCGGGGGGGUCCAUUAGGCAUCUAGGCGGCCAACGGUCGCAGGAGUCGUGGCUGCGACCGGGCCCCCUGAAGUGAGGGGCCCAGUCGCAGCUGCGACCUCUGCGACUGUGCUAGGUUCGCCACUGCCUGGACUAGAGACUAAUGCAUACAAAUAUGUACCUCCAUACAUGAGAGUGUACUCUUCUACCCAAGGCUUUGUCACACGGUUAUUUAAUUGGGAGCUCUGGGAUUGCAGGCCCCAAAUAAUCUUACUCUAUUCUUUGAUGUUAGGUAUUAUCUACUCUGUGCUUGUGAUUUCUAAUUGCCCUACACAUUAAUUUUCAAUAGGGUGACUGUUUUCUCAAAGGUGGAUAGAUGGGUGGACACAACACCUCAAUAUUUCGAGUAGGCUAUAUAAUAAAUUGCAUUUAGUGGAGAUUCCUCACAGUACUUGUAGGUAAAUGUCCAACAAUUAUUAUCUGCUUCAAGGUGCAUUGUGCUGCAUGUUUGAUAUUUAAUAUAUUGGGUGUGGUGAUGCAAAUAUUUUUAGUUGGAAUUAUGGCUGUGAAUUUGUUGCAUUAUGGCUGUAAGAGCAUUAUGGGAGAUGAACUAGUAUGGAAUAAUCUUUUUUAUAUCUUUAAUUAGUGUGGAGAAAUAAGUUAGCCUGUUAUCAAUUUAUUAGUGUCUAUUUACAUCACAUUGUUACUUUUAUGGAGUUAUUUGUGAUGAGAAGGUGCCAGUUCUAUGCAGACUUAUCUUACUAUUUCUGACAUUUAUACACACUAUAUAAAACUGAUUCUCUUCUAUAGCUUGGGGACAAUCAAGAACAAGACCGUCUAAACAUGCAAGAGCUUCCAGAGAUGUCAAGGUUUCUAGAAGACAAGGAAUGGGACCCUCUUCCACUGAAAAUGGAUAUCAAGAAUGUUCUGUUUCUGUUGAAGCAUCAUAUCGACAAUAACUGGGAAAAGAGAUCUGAAUACAUUUUACAGCUGGUUCUUGAGAAUGCAUUCAAGGUAAUAUGAAAUAUCUUUAUUUUGUACAUAUUAAAGUGAAGAUCCCUUUAUAUACACAUGCAUAAUUCCAAAUGUAUAUGUGUGUAUGAACUCUGAUCAGUCACAACAUUAAAUUCAAGGACAGGUAAAAAAACAAAGUAAAGUGAAUAACAUUUAUUAUAUUGUUACAAUGGCACCACCUGUCAAGCGGUGUGAUGUGUUAGGCAGCAAGUGAACAGUCAGUUUGAACUAAAAGAUCUGAGUGACUUUGACAAGAGACAAAUAGUGAUGGCUAGACGACUGGGUCAGAGCAUCUCCAAAUUGGCAAGUCUUGUGGGGUGUUCCAGAUAUGCAGUGGUUAAUACCUACCAAAAGUGGUGCAAGUAAGGACAACAGUUGGCAUCAAGGUCAUGGGCGUCCAAAUGCACAUUGAUGCACAUGGGGAGUGAAGGCUAACAACAAAAACAACAUAGAGGCAUCACCUUGCAACUUGCAAGACUUAAAGGAUCUGCUCCUAAUGUAUUAGUGCCAGAUACAACAGGACAAAGUCAGAGGUUUUGUGGAGUCCAUGCCUUGAUGCAUCAGAGCUGUUUUGGCAGCAUGAGGGGGACCUACACGAUAUUAGAUAGAUGGUUUUAAUGUUGUGGCUGAUCAUAUUAAAGGGACACUAUAGUCACCCAGACCACUUCAGGUCAAUGAAGUGGUCUGGGUGCCAGGUCCCCAGGUUUUAACCCUUCAGAUGUAAACAUAGCAGUUUCAGAGAAACUCUAGUGUAGUCUUCCUGAGGAUAUUUAUGUAUAUAUAUGUAUGCGUAUAUAUAUGGUUUUAUAUGUGUAUAUUGUCAUGUUUAUAUGUUCAUAUUAUUUGUUUUGCUAGAUUGCAUAUAUGCUUCCAUGUACAUUCUGGAUUCUUGAAUGUGAGUGCAUUCUUAAUCUGUGUCAUUUUUUUUUUUUUAACUCUCCCCCUUCUAGUACCAUAUCCUGUUUGUUUUUUUCUCUUUUUUGUCACUCUCUGGUCGUUACACAGAAUAUUUAUGACCCUGUGGAAUAAUGGUUUCUAUAUUCUUUUUUUCCUAUUAGUCCAAUAAAUAAGGUAUUAUACGUUAUUAAUUCUGUAAAUUAUAUAUAUAAUUUUGUUACCUGUAAAAUACAACCUGAUCUUAAUUAUAGAAAAGAGAGAAGAUGUAAGAGAAAACAUAUUUGCUUAUAUUAGACUAGUAAAGAAGCAGUUGGGGUGAUUUUACAGUCUGUUAGAAAAUAUGUCACUCACAUAAGGGUGAGCUAGAAGCUUGGUAUGACUUAAAAGGGGAAGAGUCCCCUUGGAAUAUAGUUAAACAGACCCAGGUAAAGUAAGAUUUCUGACUGGAGUAUGCUUUAUACAAGGUGAUUAGGGACAGUAAAGAGUAGACUGGUAUGUAAAUAGGCAACGUGGAGAACAACCAGGGUUUUUCUUUUUUUGUAUUUUUAUCCCUAUAUUUAGUUAAGGAAACUAUAAACUAAUAACGCAACGGAUUAAUAAAGUAGUACAUCACAAUUGUAAGUUAGUUCAUUAUAAACUAAUAAUAUGAUCAGCACAACUAGGAGUUGAAUGGUAUGUAUUUACUAAACUAAUGUAUUAAGGCAACAUGGGAAUGUUUUAGUACGAAUGCUUAUAAUGAUAAUGAAUAAUAUAAAGGCUGUUACUGCAAGUGGCUUGAAGGAAAAGGAUUUUAUUGAUGAAUAAUGUGUAAAAUGUGAUGUACUGCCUGUUUUCAUUUUUUUGGCAUUAAUAAAAAAAAAAAAAAAAAAAAUAUGUCACCAAAUUAUAACCCAAGUAGACUGUCUGUUAUAAGGUUUGUGAUGUUGAUUUUUGUGCUUGUUGAAAGAGCUUUGGUAUCGUUUCACUUUGUUAUUGUUCACGUUUAACUUGUGGAGAGAGGCCCAUUAGCCAUUUAGGAAUGCCUGCCUACUUACUUACAUGCUAUUAUUUACUUAUAAUGCAAUGUCAAAUGAAGUAUGAUCUAGAUCAGGACUAGGCAACCUUCAGUAUUCCAGAUGUUGUGGACUACAUAUCCCUUGAUGCUUUGCCAGCACUAUAGCUGCAAAAAAUUAUGAGAGAUGCAGUCCAUAAAAUUUGGAGUGCCUAAGGUUGCCUACCGCUGGUCUAGUUUAAAACACUAAGAAGACUUUUGAGAAAACUGGCCUUCAUAAAAUAAUUUUUACCAUAUAAUUUGAUUUUCUUCUGUAGUUUGGGGACGAUCUUGAAGAAAGUCACUUAAAAGCUAAAGACCUGCUUAAAGCUUCACUAACCGAAAUUAUAAAGUGCUUAAAGGUCAAAGUCUGGAACCCGGGGGAAUUGGAAAAGGAUCUCAAGAAUAUUCUCCUUAAGAUCAAAAAGCAUGAAGACCAAAUCUGGAAUAAAACAUGCAAAUACAGUUUCUAUAUGGAUUUUGAAAAUAUAGUUAUGGUGAGAUUAGACUCAUUUAUUCUCUUACUUCUCACAAUUUGCUCUCUUCACUUGCAGGAUAACUGUUUUUUUGUUUUUGUUUUUUCAAUCACCUACAGGUCGUAGUUAUCCUUAUUAUGCUCCUGCUUAUCACCUUGUGGAAACUAUUGAGUACUUUUGCUAUACUAAGCUGUGUUAUAACCUUCAUCAUCGACACUUGUCUUUCGUGCUGGAUACCUGCCUAUAAGGUAAAAUACACAAUGGACAUAUGGAACCACAACCAGAACCAAUAGCAGAGUAUAUCAAAUAUGUGAUUUCACAAUGUGAAGGAACUGUGGAUUCUGUAAGCAUACUGCUAAAAGAGUCUACUCCGUGUCACAGGCUGGAGCUCAUGUUCUUCUUUCUUAAAGGAACACUAUAGGGUUUGGAACACAAACAUGUAUUCCUGACCCUAUAGUGUUACUAACACAAAAUCUUUCCUUUAUUACAGUCUGCUGCUUCUGGCUCUGCACUUGAUCUGCCUCCUUGGCUGACAUCAUCAGAAGUGGUGAUCUCAGCCAAUCACAAUGUUUUACCAUAGGAAAGCAUUGUAUUGGCUAAGAAUGUCAAGGAGGCAGAUCAGGGGAAGAGUCAAACACAGCCUUGGCCAAUCAGCAUCUCCUCAUAGAAAUGCAUUAAAUCAAGGCAUCUAUAUGAGGAAAGUUCAGUGUCUCCAUGCAGAGGGAGGAGACAGUAAUGGGAUUCAAAGAUUUUAGUAACCAGUUCCGAAUUUUCAUAUGUUUCCAACUCCACAGGGUCGGCCCAAGACAUUGUGAUGCCUGGGACCAAGACUUCACACCCCACCCCUCCAAGUCAUGCGCGCGCACACAUGCACGUCGACGGAGUCACACAUACAGGCCCUGGUUGUCAAAAACACAUGGGCGGCAGGGUAAUUCUAUUAAUGCAAUAAAUGCAUAAACCUUGUAUAUCAUGCCAAUGAGCAGCAAAUGCAUAAACUUGAUAUAUCAUGUCAUGAAGAAAUAAAUACAUAAACUUGGUAUAUAAUGCCAAUGAACAGUAAAUGCAUACAUCCUGAAUAUUAUGCCAAAGAGCACUAAAUUCUUAAACUUUGAAUAUCGUGCCAAUGAGCCACGUGUGGCUCUAAAACGUCUGCUAGUGCCAUGUGCCCCCAAACAACCUGCCAGUGCCAUCUCUCUGCUCACAGCCUCUGAAUGCCAUCUCUCUGCCCUUACCCUCACUCUGUCAUCUCCCCCACCAGCCUCUCGGUGCCAUCUCCAUGCCCCCAGCAACUCUUUGCCAUCUCUCUGCCCUUUGCGCCAUCUCUCUUCCCUUGGCCUCCCUAUUUUUCUGCCAUCAGCAUCUCUGUGCUAUUGCUCUGCCCCCAGCCACUCUGUGCAAUCUCUCUGCCCUUUGCCUCUUUGUGUGGGAUGGUGACAGUGUGUUUUGGAUGGUGACAGUAUGUGUGGGAGGGCGACAGUAUGUGUGGGAGGGCAACAGUAUGUAUGGGAUGGUGACAGUAUGUGUGGGAGGGUGACAGUGUGGGAAUGGUGACAAUAUAAAAGGUGGUCAGGGUGACAGUGUGGGAGGUGGUAACAGUGGGGGGGGUGACUGUAGCAUGAGGGGAUGCUGACAGUGGGGGGAUGGCAGGGGGGGCAAUGGUAACAGUGUGGGAAGUUAAAAUGUGAGGGGAUGGUGACUGUGUGUGUGGGAGGGUGACAGUGUGUGGGGUGAUAGUGUGCAAGGGGGAUAGUGUGUGGUUGACAGUGUGGGGGGUGGUGACAGUAGAGGGAUGGGGACAAUGUGGGGUGGUGAGAGUGUGGGAGGUGGUGACAGUAGGGCAGAUGGUGACAGUGGGGUAGAGGGCCUACACCUCAGUCGGCCAGGUUAAUCACCGGUUCCGCAAAAUUGUUACAUUUUAUUAACAGGUUAGCAUGAACCAGACAUGUGUGACCUGCAUAAGUUAGAGGUUGAGAUUGGACAGGGAGCUUAGGGAUACAAUGGAAUGGGUAUAUAAGAGGUUACUCCAACCAAGUGUUUUUUUGAUUGUAGUAAACCUUAAAUGCAGCACCCCACCCCCCACCCUGAAAAAAAAAAAGAACAGAACAAAGGAAAACUUACCGGAGAUCCCAUGCCACAGCAAAGUUCGCCCUGCGGCCUGAUCCACUUCUGGUGAUGUAACUUUACUGAAGGGGGAGGGAAGUCUGGGAGACAGGCUGAGGGGAGGAUUUGGAUGCCACAAAAGGAGGCAUGCCAGAGGUGGCGUUACACCUAUGUAAAGAAUGGAUUUUAAUUUGGUACGAGCACUGUUUCAAAUUAAACUGCUGCACAUACAGAUUCCAAGCACCAUGAACACUUUAAAUCUCUGAAGUGGACAUGGGGCUUGGAGUAACCCUUUAAUGAACUAUCCUUCAUAAAUAAAACAAAUAAUUCAAUUUCACUCAUAAAUAUCAGUAACAGUAAAAUUCCCAGUUAUGUCAGGGAACAGUUGAAGGGGGUGAUGCACAAGGUAAUUCACAGACAAGGUAAGGUCUCAACUGACAUCUAAUCCAGGUGAAUUUGGCAAAAGACUUACAGUCCAUGGGAACAUUCUUCAAAAUUGCAUUGUAAUGCCACCAGCAGUGACUCAAGUGGUUGAGAGCAGGUAGAUUUCCAUCCAUCUAGUUCUUGGCCCUAAUGGUAUAUAUAACCUGUCACAUCUUGACGACUAUAGCAGACUGUAAUACUUUUGUCAUGAAUUCCACGUACUGAUGUGUGCAUUGGUUAUGAUAUUUGUAAUUGUGCCAUGAAUGGUUUUCCCAGUUACGACCACCCCUCUAUUACCUAAAAAAGGGGCUUCGGGCAUUCACAGCGUUAAAAAAAUAAAGCAUAUUUAUUGGAUCAAAAAUGCAACAGAGCAAUGUUUCGACACAAAGGUCAUUGUGAAGGUCACCCCUAUAAUACCUAACACCCGAUCCCUCUCUUAUUUUCAGCUACCCUGUGAGUAUGUUUUGUUGCUUUCUAACAUAAAUUUAGGGUUUUAUAGAUUUGAAAGUAAAUGCUGUCUGGGGCAUGUUCUCCUUGUUGCAGUGCUGCCAUGUACCCUAUUUGUGCCCUAUUGUUUUUAGGGGUUCAUAAGAAUAUUAUUUUCUGUCUUGUAAGAAAUUUUGCCUUAUAGUUGAAACUUAUUUAUCUCUUUGCAAGAUUUAGGCUGGAAAAAUAACUGUAAAAAAAUACAAGUUUGUGUUUAAUGGAAUCGGAAUUUAAAACCUCUCUUCUGUCCUGAUGCAGGCUUUUCAUAUUGUGACUAUAAUAAAAAUGGAUUUGGAACAGGAAGACUUACAACUGUCCUUAAUGAAGCACUUUGCAGUUUUAAUAGCAAUGAUGUUUUCCUUAUACUUUGUGCUGGUAAGUAGGAUUUAUAGUUAACUUUGCUUUUUUGUUUCAUUUUUUUCAUUUGUACAUGUUUAAAGUGAGGGGUCUCUCAGGGUGAUUCAGUAAAGUAAGAAUUCUUGGAAACACAAAAUUAAUUUCAAGUUUUAGAACAAAAUGACUGAAUUGGACGCAUAGCGGACUUGAAAAAAAUUUCAAACUCAGCAAGUUUUGCUUUAAAUUUUAAAUUCCUUUUGAAUUCCCCAAAUAGCGCUGCCUACGAAAUAUAAACCUCACCCACAUAACAGUUUAUUGACUACACAACUAGUUUUAAUGAGUUGAUAGCUAGUUUCCAAAAUGUAAUCUACAUGACUGAUUGAUUUUAGAAAAAAAUAUCCAACUUGGAAUUUUGUAACUUUUGUAAAUUUUGUCUAAUCAUCUAAUAUUCAUGUUAUAGGUAGUUUCUUUUUAUAGGUAACUGUAUGCAUCUUUAACAUCUACAUAAUAUUCUUUGUGGACUUUAAUUGUACUUUAUGGAAAGGGACCAUGCCUUUACCAUCACAACAAUUGUAAAACAAGACAAAUAAAACAAAGUAUUAGUUGAUUUUUAUUUAAGAAUGUUAUAUUGCCAACAAAGUAUGACAAUCUGACUUAACUUCGUUCAGGACAAAGGGUUAGCAAAUCUUAUUAUAUCAUUACUAUUGUGGCACGUUAUUGGUCAUGUAGGGGGUUAAUAUUCUCUUCGCCAGCAACAAAGAACCUCACUGUUGUUUUGUUUCAAAUCAAAUACAUUAUUGCAUCUCUUAUAUUAUAAUUGUACUGAGAAAUCGAUAUGGCGAGUACCGUGGAUUUGUGUGCAGUUCUCUGCUGUGUAAAAUACAAUGAUCACUUUAUGAUAUGCCAGCAAUGGUUUAUUGAUUUAAUGCAUAUUUACUGUCCUGAUAUCAACAUAAAUAUUGCUCUGACUUUGUAAUGUGGAUGCUCCAGCACUGGCUCAGGAGAGAGAAUCCAGAUGCUGAAGAAAAUGAGGAUUGUGUCCAGCGAAUACAGAGGGAGCCUGGUCCAGAUGAUCAUGAGUUGAAUCACAGAGAGCCCAUGCCUGUCUUGCAUGAACAAUUUUCCAAUGGAAAUAAUGCAUCUAGCAAUUCACUAGAACAUGCCCCUGAAAAGCCUUUUCCUUUAUCACAGCAGGAAUCAGAUCCACGUGUAAGUAAUUUUACAGGAAAAAUGGUUCUUGGAUAUGUAUAACAUACAUUGUGGGGCUUCUAUUCCUGAUCCGGAGAGACUUUAACCCUUUCAUAGAUGAUAUGGUUUGAGCAUGUGUAUUUUAUCACAUUUCGAUGGUGUUUUCUAGUUAAAUCUCUGGUAUACACAUACACACAUGUGCUUGUAUGUAUUAAUAUAUUAGAUGAUCUGCCCACUGUUAUCAACGUGCAUUCAUGUGUUCAAACCCUACAUUGGGUGGAUCAUGGCAGGUGACUUGCUCUAUACAUAAUUUGUUAUAUUUCAUAAUGUGCGUUACAGAUGCUUCUCCAUUUCCCAGCAUUCUUUAAAUGCCUGUAAAUUUUCAUGUUGCUUUAGUGGUUAUGGUGCCAGAAGGGUCAAACUCUUUGGUUGAAAGAAUCAGCUAAAGUAUUCUUAGCCAAUGAGCACAGCCCUGCAUCCACAGUGGUUUAUUCCAAAGAGAAAUUUGGUCUUCGUGCAGGAGAAAGCCAUAGAGGCGUACGCACCUUGGGGAGCUAGGUAAGUUAUCAAGCACUCAAAAAAUGCUUGAGUACUCACCAUGCAAUGUCAGUAAUCUGUAGUGGUUAUGGUGCUUGGAAUAUUCAUAGUAAAUCAUGAAUAGUUGUUUUUUUAUCUGCUACUAGCACUUAAAAAGAUUUAACUGGAUGCUCCCUUUCUAAAUGUUGAUGUAUUUUACAGAAUUAUGUGCCUUUUCAAAAUACACAAUCCUAUGGACAUGCAUCAAAUUCAGAGAUUACUGUACAAGAGAUAUCGUCAUCCGAGAUGGAUCCUGGAGACCAAAUGGAAUGCAAUCUAGCUGAUGUUUCUAGUUUUGGAGCGUGUGCUGAUGUGCAGGAAGACCAGACGCCAGCUGAUCAGAAUGUAUUCUGGGUUUGUAUAUCAUUACUAUUAAGGCUAGAGUUUGGGAAAAAAAGGUAAACCUUAAAUAUACAGUUGAAUGUAAACAUUUUAGUAUUUUGGCUUGGGUUUGGAGUGAAGGAUGAAUGGAGACUCAUAACGGAGGUUAUCUCCUGUUUUAUAUUUCCAGAUUCAAAUUUAUUAGGUAAUUGAUACUUCUUAUAGCAAAACCAUGAGCCAUCUACCAAAUCCUGGAGAUUAGGUGCUUGGUGAAGUGAUUUUCAAAUCUCCUAGUUGUACUGUUUCACUUAUUUGGAGACGGGUUCCAACUCUGAGUUGUGUGUUUUUAUAUACGUGUGUGUGUGUGUGUGUGUGUAUAUAUAUAUAUAUAUAAAUAUAUAUAUAUAUAAUUUUUUUUUAGUAAGGUGCUGGGUUUUAAAUGGUGUUAACUCGGCUGGUCUGCCAAUCAGGAUCAAAAAGACACAAAAUAUACUCAAGUAAUCCAUACACUUUUGUACACUGCAUUGCAUGAUAAUUGUUUGCAAGUGUUACUUAUGUUGUGAUAGAAUAAAAAAUAAAAUAAAAACAUGAAAUAUCAAAACUCGAGAGAGUGGCAGAAGAGACACUUCGAACCAUAUCCUAUGAACUUGCUUAGGUAUUUAUUGUGCUGGGAGUAACCAUUUAGACAAAAUACAUAUUUAUAGAUCUGUGUUGUCUAUUGCCUAUUAGUGAGAAGUUUCUAGAACAAUUACAACAGAUUUAUAUGUUUGCUCGCUUUUUAAAAAAAACAUUAUUUUGCUUAAAUGUGUCUACAAUUGGUGAGUUUUAAUUUAUUUAGAAUUAUGCCACUCCCAAGUUAGUGUUAUGUUAAUACAGUGACUAAUUUAAGGCCUGAGCUUCUCUAGUACUAGCAAUCGAUGGCAAUAUCAGAAUGGUAAGUGCCUUCCGUGCUUAUGCCCUCCUCUUUUUGUCUCAACCCUGCUUAACUUAAAGCAACACUAUAGUCAUCAGAACAACUAGAGCUUAAUGUAGUUGUUUUGGGGUCUAUAGCAUGUCCCUCCAGAGAAAAGGCAGUGUAUACAUUGUUCCCUAGGGAGACUUCCAGUGGAAGUCACUCAGAUGGCCAUCGAGGUGCUUCCUGGGUCCAGCACUAACCCAAGAAGCAUUGUAUUCCUGUCACUAUAGUGUUUCUUUAAGUUAAUUUCAGCCGUAUAUCAAUUUACACUUUGUGAAGGCAGAGAAAAUAAAGCUCAAGUAGAGAUUCACCAUUAACAUUCUGAUGCUGCUAUCAGGAAGAAAAACCUAAAUGGAAUUUUGACGGUUUACAGAAUAAUUUUAAAGCAGGACACAUUGGGUAAAAAAGAAGCAUAUAGGCAAAAAUGGGGGAAGAAUGGUGUCCUACAAUAAAUCACAUGCUAAUAGUACUUCCAGCAAUUUCACUUGUUUUUUUUAACCAGAUUUUAAGUGUCCUUUAAAAAUGUGUUUUACAGAAAGAUCUGAAUAACAAAACACCAAUUCAACGUGCAUCAUAUUUAAGGAGUGCUCUAGGAGCUGAACAAGAGAUAUUGAUAUCAUCAUCAAAUAUGGAUCCUGGAGACCAUAACAUUUGUGAUGAUUCCAGGUUUCCUGCAUGUGUGGGUGUGAAGGAAGGCAAUGUUCCCGCUGAUCGGAAUGUAUACUGGGUGGGUACAGCAUUACCAUUAAGGUUUUGAAGUGGUGUGAUUGUGCUGUUGAAUGUAAAUGUUAUGGUAUUUUAGUUAGGGUAUGCAGUGGAGAAUACAUGGAGACUCAUGACACACCAAUAUUAGUAGUCAAACCAUUUGCUAAAAAAAUUACAACUUACCUGCAGUCCACUUUGCGAUGGUCACCUCCUCCAUCAGAACUGGAAACUUUCUCUAUUGAGCUAAGCUUGGUUGAAAGCAAUCAGCUGUCACUCAGAGCCAAUGAGCUGGUCCUGCACAGCAUGGUUCAGCUCAGAUGGGGUAACAGAAGCUCUGUACAGGAGCUUCUGUCUCUCAAUAAUGGAAGUCACUGGCACCAGCUACCCCAGAUAGAUUGUCAAACGGUUCGCAAACGGUUUCAGUAUGUCACAGUACAUUAGAAUCCUUAGCAAGAUAAAAGGCAACAAUCCUAUCAAAGGUAAAUAGAGGAGAGAUACCAAGGUUUAAUACUGGACCUUAAUGAAAGGCAAGAGUUAGAAAGUAACAGGACUCAUAAAUUUAAGUUUAUUCAGACCAGGAAGAGAAUAAUGAAAUCAAUAGUAAUAAUAACACUGGCCCUGAAUGACUGGAACUCAAACUCACAAACAAGCCAGAUCUAAUUAUUAAUAUUAUUAUUAUUAUUAUUAUUGCCAUUUAUAUAGCGCCGACAGAUUCCGUAGCGCUUUAGAAUAUUAUGAGAGGGGGGAUGUAACUAUAAAUAGGACAAUAACAAGAAAACUUACAGGAACAAUAGGUUGAAGAGAACCCUGCUCAAAUGAGCUUACAGUCUAUAGGAGGUGCGGUACAAAACACAUUAGGACAGUACGGGUGCGAGCAGCGGUAAGGAGAUGGUCACGAGCGGAGGGAACGAGGAUCAGUGAAGAAAUAUGAGGGGACAGAAUUGUUCAGUGCUUUAAAUGUAUGGGUUAGCACUUUGAAUUGACUCCUAUAGGAUACAGGGAGCCAAUGUAAAGACUGGCAGAGGGGUGAGGUGUGAGAGGACCGACUAGAGAUGAAAAUCAGUCUAGCUGCAGCAUUCAUUACAGACUGUAUCAGGGCAAUAUGGCUUUUGGGGAGACCAAUCAGGAGAGGGUUACAGUAAUCCAUGCGUGAAAUUACUAGAGCAUGGACAAGCUCCUUGGUAGCAUCUUGUGUAAGAAAGGGGCGGAUGCGGGCUAUGUUUUUAAGUUGGAACCUACAGGAUUUGGCAAAUAACUGGAUGUGAGGCUCAAAGGUGAGGCCAGAGUCAAGUAUGACGCCAAGACAGCGUGCUUGCAAGGAUGGACUUAUGUGGAUAUCACUGACUUGAAGGGAGAGCGAGAGAGGAGGAUCAGUAUUAGGAGGAGGAAAGACAAGGAGUUCAGUUUUAGAGAGAUUGCGUUUCAGAAAGCGUGAGGACAUCCAGUCAGAGAUGGAAGAAAGGCAAGCAGUGACACGUUGCAGGACGGCAGGGGAGAGGUCCGGGAGGAGAGGUAUAUCUGAGUGUCAUCAGCAUACAGGUGGUAGUGGAAUCCAAAAGAGGCAAUAAGUUUGCCAAGAGAGGCAGUAUAAAGAGAAAAUAGAAGGGGACCAAGGACAGAGCCUUGGGGAACUCCAACCGAGACAGGACGAGGGAAGGAGGUAUCCUUGGAAAAGGAGACACUGAAUGAGCGUUGGGAGAGAUAUGAAGAAAACCAAGAGAGGACAGAGUCACAGAGACCGAGUGAUUGAAGAGUUUGAAGGAGGAGAGCAUGAUCAACGGUGUCAAAGGCAGCAGAGAGGUCAAGGAGAAAUAAUAUGGAGUAGUGACCUUUUGGAUUUAGCUGCGAUUAGGUCAUUCGUAACUUUGAUAAGAGCAGUGUCAGUAGAGUGGAGAAGGCAGAAGCUAGAUUGAAGAGGGUCAAGGAGAGAGUUGGAAUUGAGGAAGCGAGACACGCAGGUAAAGACAAGUCUUUCCAAAAGCUUUGAUGAGAAAGGGAGCAGGGAUAUUGACUGAUAGUUAGAGGGGGAGGAUGGGUCAAGAGAUGUUUUUUUCAGGAUAGGUACUACAGUGGCAUGUUUAAGGUCAGCAGGAACAGUGCCAGAAGAGAGAGAGCAGUUAAAGAUGUGUGUUAGGGUAGGCACAAGACAAGGGGAGAGAGAUCUGAUGAGGUGAGAUGGGACAGGAUCGAGCGGGCAAGUGGUGGGGCGAGAGGAAUGGAGAAGCGCAGCCACCUCUUGUUCAAUAGCCAUGGAAGAAAGUUUGAAGGGUAGGGGAGGCAUGAUUUACGUGUGGGUGAGAAAGAGAACGGCAAGGAGGGGAGAAUUGUUUCCUUAGCUGUUCAAUAUUGUCGGUAAAGUAGCAUGCAAGCUAUCAGCUGUAAGGUUAGUUUGGGGGGUGGCCACAGCAGGGCGCAGUGAAGAGAAUUUAAAGGUGUCAAAGAGACGUCUGGGGCUGCGGGAACAUGAACUAAUGAGAGAGGAAAAGUAUGACUGUUUGGUGAGGGCUGCGCUGUAUGAACGCAAUAUGAAUCUAUAAUGGAGAAAGUCUGCCUCGGUGCGGGACUUCCUCCAGGAGCGUUCAGCACAACGGGAGCAACUCUGUAGAUAACGUGUUGAUUUAGUAUGCCAAGGUUGGGAUCUAAUAGGCAUAAAGGAAGAGGAGAAUAUCAAGGUCAAACUUAGCUGGAACAAAAUAAUUGUUAUAUUAGCCAGGGUCUGGUACACAAAGACAUACUGUAAAAAUCAAUGGCAGGCCGGGUCAAAUAACAGGGAAUCAGGAACAUUUGACAAAGUAACACGCCUAAUGGCUCUGAGACCAUAAAAUGCCACUGGACCAUAUCAAAAGUGGAUAUAUAGUACCAGGCCCUUGCAUCAAUUUAACACCUUUGACAUAUGCACAGAGCAUCCCGAAGGAUACCAAUCAAUUAACUUAUAAAUAGGCGCCAAAGUCGCAGCUGACAUCUUUUAAAUUUAGGUCGUUUCAGAACAAUGCGAAUGCAACCUGGUACAGGCUGCGUCCAAAGUGGCAUGGCCUACUGGUAAAGCUACCACCUAGUUAACCAUGCAGAGUUAUGUGAACUCGUUAUCCAUGAUGCCUAUAACAAAUUGAUAAUUUCUCACUGCUUAUCCUCAGUUGUCAUAUGUAAUGUCAUGAUUUGUAUAACUAGCCUUACAAGACUGAUGGAAUACUGCUUUUUCAAUAAAAGUCUAUUUAAAAACAAAGUGGCAUGGACGAACUGAUGCAUGAGUGUCAAUUAUGCUAGCUUUCCUUACAAACUACUUACCCUGGCAGGGUGCAAGGGCACUAAAGGGAGCAUAACUGCUACAGUGGACUUUUUUUUUUUUUUCCUUUUUCUUUUAUGAGAUGCUCAAAUUUCUUUACUAGUUAUAGUAAAGAGUUAGCAAAUUUUAUUAUAAUGCUAUUUAGAUAGGGCAGUACCUGUCUUGCUUUCCAGAUUUAGAUUCCUGGUGUCCUGCAUCCAGGGACAACAGGGAAUUGUCAUUGGACAGCAUUAGUGGGCAAUCUGACCAUACAGAACUCUCUCCAUGGCCCUACUUGCAGGGGGGUGGCUGGGAUGCUGCCUCUCAGCCAGACAUGCUUGAUACCAGGCUGGAACAUCCACAUCAGUGGAUGGGCAUGCCAACUUACCAGGAGGUCCGUCCUUUGUGGUUGUUGCCAGUGAUGAAAGUUGCUUCAUUGGUGAUGCCCCCUAGAAGGGCCACUCAUUCAACCUGACUGCAAACCUCAGAAUGUUGGGAGAUAUGCUGUUCUCUGUAUGUUUUUUCUAUUGACGGGAAACUAAGAUGGAGGUGCCCAAUUGCAGGAUAAAGAGGUUUGGAUUUCUACAUUUUAUUUUAUUUUUCACACCUGUGAAAUAUAUAUUUGUUAAAUAUAGGGAUAGGGCAAAUAAUAUUAUAUUAUUGGAACUGGCAGUAUCCCUUUUAGUACUAGCGUUUAGAAACCUGGAAUUGUAUUUGUUGGAUUAUCUUAGGGUUUAGAGAAGUGGAUAGAUUUAAUGUCUUAAAUGGCCUUAAAUCAAGUUUCAUAUUUUUAGAUCAAACGCACUGCACUGACCAUUAUUAUUAUUAAGGAGUAAUUUAUUAGGCAAUUCCCAGGUGUGAAGCACACAGCAAGUUAUUUGAUACUAAGUUGAUUGCUCAUUGAUUUCACUGAAGACUUAGAUCAAGUCCCAGCUCAGAACUGACAAGGUUUAUGUGACUGUCCCAAGGUCAUAUUUGCUUUUGAAAAAUCAUGCAACUUUUCACAUACGUUUAGCACAAAUAUAAAAUGAUGCAUUUAAGUUUCACCCAGCAGCAAUUAACACCUUUACUUCCGGAAUCAUGUAAAAUGUUUUUAAUUUUAUAUACUUUGCAAAAUGAAACUAAAGCCUGCUUCCAAACAGUACAGGACAUUUCAAUGGGUCCUACAUUCCAACAGUCAGGAAGGGGGAAGGGGUGAAUAAGCUCUCCCAUUUCACUGUCAGCAUUCCAGAGAAUCAAAGUAGGAUUAAGAACUCACAGGGCCCUAGGCAGAUUUUCAAUUUUGGUUCCUAUUUAUUCUUCACAUAUGAAUGGUAAAUGGGACCAAGCAAAUUCAUGGUUCUGUGAACCCUGUCAAACCUCUGGGUCCUAGGAAUCACCAGAGAGUGAUAAAGAUUGUUAUAGCACUUUUAAAUACCUUUAUUUUAGAAAUGUAUGAUUUAAUUGUAGUACAUGUGUGUGGGCAUUAUGCUCAAAUACAGACAUUCAUUUUAAAUUAUGUUGCCAUUUUCAUUAAGGUGUACUGUUAGUAAUAUAUUCAGGGUCCUUACAAACAGCUAUAAGCAAGCUAUGUGACCAUCUUUAUUUAUCAAUUUUUUUCAUAUGUGAGAGAUUCUUUAUUUUUAUUUGAUACUAUUAUUUCAGACCUUGUGUGAAAUAUUUCAAUGUGAAAGACACUGUAAACUGUCAAAAGAUUUUUCUUCCCAAAAACUGUAUAUUAAAGGAUCACUAUAGCGUCAGGAAAACAAACGCGUUUUCCUGACACUAUAUAAUCCUUGGGGGUCCCCCUCCCGCUGGGCUGAAGGGGUGAAAACCCCUUCAGCCACUUACCUUAAUCCAGCGCUGGGCUUACUCUGCGAUGGUGACCUUUCCUCCCCCACCGAUGUCAGCUCCUGAGUGGAGCAAGAGCCGCGCGCGCAUUCUAACAGUCCAUAAGAAAGCAUUUCUCAAUGCUUUCCUAUGGACGUUCUGCACGCUGGAUGCGAAUUUCACAUCCAGCAUCGCAGAAGUGCCUCUAGCGGCUGUCAGGAAGACAGCCACUAGAAGUUGGAUUAACCCUGCUAUGUAAACAUAGCAGUUUCUCAUCUUUCAUAUUAUUAUUAUUAAUACAGUGUGACAAAGUGCCCUUCGCCACUUGUGCCUUUUGGGGGCUACUGGCUAGCCUCCUGCCUUACGACUAUGGCCCCUGUGCUGAUAGCUGUAUUUUACCCUGCAGAAAGGUUUAUUUGUGUAUUUGUGGGACUUUCAGUAUGUGAGUAGUGCUACUCCAGAUAGCUAUGCCAUGGAGCCUAUUUGUGUUACGAAAGGCUAUGGAAAAGACUUUGGCCCCAUGGCGAUUUAACUGUAUGUAUGUGAUCUGAGCGCCAUUUGGUAAUAAUGUGCGCUCAGAUCUAAGCUAUCUGGGGAUAUGUUGCAUGGAUAUGUUUUAUGUAGUAAUUGUAACAUUGUGUAAUUUUAUGUCUUUUUGUAACCAUGUGGUUAAUGGAGUCUUGCCUCUGUCCUGGGAGAUAAUUUGAUUACUUCCCAAUUAUCUCCAGGAUAGAGAGGAGGGAUUGUGAUGUCACUGUGGGAGUGUUUUGUUUGUAUUGUCUGUGAUUGGCUAAUAUCCAAUAUGUGUCCCAUUGUUCCAUCAGGUCCCCUAGGGGAGUGUCCACCUGGUGGACACUUGCAUAAAUACCGGGCAGGUAGCCCUCAAUAAACCAGACCUACUUGAACCUUUCUUGAAGCCUUGGCUCAUGCUUGGGGGAAGGGAUACCUACACUCUGGGGAUUGCUAUAAUCACUUACUCCCCAGAGUAAGCUCUUGUAAGAGCUUGAUUUGUUCCUGCUAUGCUCUCUGGAUUUAGGAGAGGUACACCCACUGGGAGCUGGAUCCUGGUUGUGGAUCCAGGGUGGGUGAGAGAUGGCAAGACCCCGGCGUAGCUGCAUCGCUGGAAGUGGGGUCUGCAGUGCUGAUGGUGUCGGUUGGAGUGCUCAGAGUCCUCGGCAAGCGCUUGGAGCAUCGAUUGGCGGAGGUACUAGGUCGGAGUGCCAGCGGUCCGUCACAUACAGUGCUUUGCAUUAUUAUAAAGGUGGAAAUUUAACAACAAAUAAGGCAAACUAUUACAUAUUUUAAUAGGAACAAUUGGUUGAUGAGGAUCCUGCAUGAAUAACUCUUUCUAAACUUACUCUCUUACACCCAAAGUUUUGAAAUGCUGUAGGGUACGUGAAAUCAUGAAGAAUGGCGGGAAGGCUUAAACUCUGAACAUCGGUCACAACUAAAGGAAGGCGUUGACUGCUGGACAGGGAGGGUCCGGUAACCAGCUGAAGAAUGCAUCUGUCUGUCGAUUCAGGCGGAACGCAACAGAUCUAGGAUAAACACUCCUUAUAGAAGUGGAGACAGGGAAAAUUUGUGGGUCCAAUUGCCAAUCGCUGGAGUCUCCAGUGGUGGGAAACCAAUCUGCGAUGAGAUUGUCGGAACCUGGCAGAUAUUCCGCUCGAAGAGUGAUGUCUCUGCCUAGGCAAAACUGAUACAGUUCGCUUGUGAGUUCCGUGAGUAUCUUUGAACUGGAACCUCGUAGGUGAUUCACAUAGCAGACUGUUGACACAUUGUCCAUCCUCAGCAGUGUUGUAGGCAUCUUUGGCGAAGCUGCUAAUUGCGAAAGAACUAGCAAUCCAUUUGAGGCAAACGGUAUGCAGUUCAGGCUCCGAUGGGGACCAAAGGCCUCUGGUUUAAUGUACAGUGCAGGUCACACCCCAGCUGAAUAGGCUGGCGUCUGACUCCAGAAUGAAAUCCUGUUUGCGAUCCAAAGAUAGCCCUCCGGUUCCAAGUUUCCAUAUGGUGUAGCCACCAGUAAAGUUCCAGUAAGACCUCGUCCGUUAGUGAGAUCCACUGAUCGUAAGAUGUGGAGUGAUGCAAGUAAUGUGUUUUCAGGUAUUCCAUCACCUGAUAUUAUAAUGGGGCUGGGAAUAUCGCCUGGAUGGAGGCAGAGAGCAUACGAGCCAAGUCGCGAAAGCUAAGAAAUAGUGAGACCACCAAUUUCCAAAUGUCCUUUUUGAUAGAUUUGGUUUUUGUAGAAGGAAGUUGCAGUCCUGAACAGAUUUUAUCUAAAAUCAGAGCAAUUGAACCGUCUGAGACGAAAUGAGAGAUGAUUUCUGGAGAUUAAUAAUGAAUCCUAGAUUCAGUAAAAGGGCUGUGGUCAUGUUCAUGAAGGUGCAGAGUCACCGGCUUUUGUGCCAUGAGGAGGAUAUUGUCCAGAUAUAUCAUGGAUCAAACUCCUUGGGAGUAGAGCAAAGCCAUAGCGUGUUUCAUCAGCUUGGUGAAGCACCAAGGUACGGAACAUAGGCCGUAGGUGAGGCAGAUGAACUGCCGUAGACCUUAACACCAACAGAACUGUAGGAAGCUGCAAUGACCCGGUGUUACUGAUACCGUCAGGUAUGCUUCCUUGAGGUCAAAAUGAAACGAGAGAACCAAUCUCCCUCGCAGAGUAGGUUGCGUAACAGAUGGAUACCCUCCAUCUUGAAAUGUCCACAAUACUCAUGCAUGACUUAGAGAUGAUAAUUGGACGUCGAACCCUCUAAUGGGUCGAAGUCAUGUUGGAAAGUGGGUUUGAUAUUAAACAACUUUGGGUUUUUUUAACGGCAGAAGCACUAUCGCCCUUCAAAGGGUGCUUGCGUGGAUCUCAUCAUGAUCCGAGCCCCGGGAGUCAUCAGAAUCCAAUAGCUAUACGGGCACUGGCUGCUUGCAGAAAGCCACUAAGGCUUUGGGGAUGGACUUAGCAAUGCCAAGCUGUAAGCUCAGCUGACACUGCAGGGUCUGGUUGAUCAGACAUAAUGAAUGAACAGGAAAAGUAGUGGAGUCACCACACUAAAAAUACAAUCAGGAGAAUUUUUAUUUAUUUAUUCAUUUUUUUAAAUUAAAUUAGGACUGAUGCAGACUUAACUAUUUACACAACUAACUAUAGAGUAAGAGGACUUGUCUUGGGGAUCAACCAAAGAAAAAUGUAGACAAGUGGCAUCAGCUACAUAUAUCAUAAAGUGGUGGUCAGACACAAAAGUGUAUUAAUAGGGUUUAUCCCCUCCCCCCUCCCCCCCCUAAAUGAAGACAGUGUAAUUGUCCACAAUCUUUAACAGGAUUCACCUGUGUGUAUUACUAAUAAUCAAGUAUUAUAGGGGUUCACCCUUAUAAUGAGGCAAGAGAGGGUUACCCUCAGUAAUAAGGCAAAAUGGGGUCACCCACAGUAGUGAAGCAAGGAUUUUGUUAGGAGAGACCUGUAAGAAAAAACAAAUGGGGUCCUUAACUGUAAAUUUAGAAAAUACUGUUAGCCAGAAAUAUAAUGACCAGAUAUAGGGCUCAAACAGCGAUGUUUAUGGUACUUACGCUGUACAGAACCGAUCCGGAUGACUAACGAGAGCCUAAGAACACCGCAGAGAGAAACCUCAGAGAUGCGACUAACAAGAUGCGCGGACGGACUAAAAGUGUGCAAAUAAGUACAAAUGUCUGCGGGCCAAAAGGAGGAAGGCGGUACGCUAUGAGGGGAAGGGCGGGAGAAAACAGCCUGACUGACAGCCAUUCGUGAGCGGUAAAACUGCAAGCCACAGCUAGUUUAGUAGUGUCCCGGCUUAGAAACACCAAAGGCAGUGAAAGGCACCCAGUAAACCUAAGAGCCCUAAAACGGGGAGAAAAACUGAAAUUAUGCACUACUAGAGGAAGGCCGGCCCAUGGGCAACAGCACAGUCCCUGUUUUUCGGUCCCUACAAUACAAAAUUAUAAAUAAUGACAGAAGACAGUAAUAAUAGAUUUUUUUUAGUGAGAGAUUUAAAAAAGUAACUAUUGUUAGAUUUAAUACCAGAAUAGACUCACCUGGGAGGCAAGCAGCAAAAAAAGAGGGGUUGGAAGAAGUCUCACAGCCAUUAAUGACAUACAUUCUGACUGGUUGAUUCUUUGGUUAUAUGUUUAACUGUUUCUUUGCUGCUGUGAGCUUUAGUAAAGAAGAUUAAAGCGAAUAUGAAGCCUCCUGUCUUGCCAUAAAAUUUAAAUUCCACUGCUAAAAUAAUUUAAAAAAAAUCUAAUUGAAAUAAUAACAAUGUUAAAAUGCUAAAAUAUCUAUAAUAUUAAACAAAGUAUAUGUAAAAAAAAAAAAAAGGAGAAAAACUCCUCCCUACCUUUAGUAUAUGACAGAAUCCUUUGGCCAUAUGCCAGCAUCUUGGGUCUGGCAGUGUUUUAAAACCAAGAAUUAGUCUCUAUGGUCUUCCCUGCUUCUGCAGAAAUCUAUUUCCUCUCAAAACACUAUUCUUGUAUUCUAAAAUAGUUUUGAGGUGACAGUCAUCCUAUGAGGACUAAAUUUAUUAUUUAAAGGUUUUUAAUUUAACCCUUAAACCUUGGUUCUAAACUUUCUAUGUUGAAAGUCCUUGUUUCUUUAUCUUGAUUGCUGGCAGACCUCAGGUUACCGUCAACAAUACACCAAGUAAAAGCAUUUUACGAAGAUACAUUAAAUUAUGUGAUAUUACAAGAGUGAGAAGGAACCUGAAUGCCAAUUACUAUACUUCACAGCAAUGACAGGAAAAUGGAACAGAAACCCCAACAAAUAUAAACAUAAUAAGGAAGUGCAUUGUGCAAAAAUAUAACAGAACAAUGUAUCAGCUUUACUCAUUAUGGUUCUUCCCACAGGUAUAUUUAACAAAGUGAGAAUUCAAAGUGAAUUUUAAAUUGAAUUCCCAAGUAGACGAACUGGAAGUAUUUCUGACUUGGAGAAUGUUUCGAAUUUGCCAAUUUUUACCUUAAAUUUGAAAUUCACUUUGAUAAUCUAUCUCUAGAUAUUUGCCUUUUAAUGAGUCCCCUUCCAAGUGUUGCAUACAGCUACCAGUGAUAUUCUUCAUAUAAUAUGAUGUUUCUGAUAUGUUUUGAUAGUUCAUAUAAAUGUAUAUUUCUAUGUUUUGAUAUUCUUCAUAUAACAUGUUUCUGAUAUGUUUUGCAGACCAAUAUAAUUACAGAGACACCAGCUGAAGAAGGAGAUGUAUUAGGUUUAAGACGUACUAGUGGAACCAAUUUAAAUAUAUCAGAAAUUGAUCCAGCACACCAGUUGGAGUGCAAUCAAGCUAGUUGUUCCAAUGCGUUAUUUGCUCAGAUACAAGAGAUACAAGAAGACUAUGCUCCUUCUAGUCUACGAGAAUACAAUGUGUCUGUGGAUCCAUCAGCACAAAGUUUUCUAUUUCUCAACUCUCCUGAAGAUAUUUACUCAGGUUUUGAUAUGUGUUAUUCUGGCACUUCGAGCAUUGAAGUCAUUGAGGAAUCUCUGCGGUCCAGGAAUGUGGAUAUGUCUAAUGAGGAUAAUGAAGUGGCAGAACCAAAUGUUUUAAGAACUUAG